Messenger RNA from Dentiscutata erythropus, 981 nucleotides. NCBI's taxonomy places the organism in Eukaryota, Fungi, Glomeromycota, Glomeromycetes, Diversisporales, Gigasporaceae. The record is from the annotation of a GenBank genome assembly.
AUGUGUACUCGAAAAAAGCUAGCGGACAAGGAUUUGAGGAAUGAAAACGCUAAUCAUUCGGAAGAGCAGCAAUAUGGCACUAGAUUGCGUCUUCUCAACAACGACGGCUCUCGUGAUAAUUUAAUAUUAUUGACUGGAAUAAAAGAAUUAUUUGCAACUGCAUUACCACACAUGCCGGCACAAUACAUCGCUCGGGUUGUCUAUGAUCGUAAUCAUUAUAGCUUGGCGAUAGUAAGGGAUCCUGUAAAAGUUGUAGGAGGAAUUUGCUAUCGACCCUUCUUGGAGAAGUCAUUUAUUGAAAUUGUAUUUUUCGCGGUAGAUAGUGAUCAACAAGUGAAAGGAUAUGGCACAAAAUUGAUGAAUUACUUUAAGGAUUAUAUAAAAGAUACAUUUAAUAUUACACAAUUCUUGGUUUAUGCAGAUGACUUUGCAUGUACUUUAAUACCAAAAGUAAAGUACAGACAGAUUCGACAAAUCCUGGAAAAACAAAAACAAGCGGUGAAAAAUAAAAUAGCACAAACGUGCAAACCUCCGAUUAUUUAUCGUGGCUUGGAAUGUUUUAAAAAUGGUGUCAAGUCUGUAGAUCCGAUGUCGGUGCCGGGAAUUAGAAUAUCUGGAUGGACACCACAAUUGGAAAAACAGGCAAAAGAUAUUAAGCGUAUGUCACAUUAUCUUGUUAUGAAAGAAAUAUUUAAUCGAUUAAAAAGCCAUCCUUCAUCGUUACCAUUUCAUGAACCUGUAAACGGAGAUGAUGUUCCUGACUACUACGAUAUAAUCAAGGAUCCUAUGGACCUUUCUACCGUUUCAAAGCGUAUGGAAAAUAAUAGGUAUCGGUCACUUUUAGAAUUUGCAAUUGAUAUGCAAAAAAUCUGGAACAAUGCCAAGAUUUAUAACAAAUCAGACACUAUAUUUUAUAAGUCUGCAGUUGAGCUUGAGGGAAUUUUUCGUGAAGCCAUGUUUCUCAAAGGCGUGAGAUUAUAA